Chiloscyllium plagiosum (whitespotted bambooshark) is the source of this 6832-nucleotide messenger RNA. It is a transcript of the gene ppm1aa, whose product is annotated as protein phosphatase, Mg2+/Mn2+ dependent, 1Aa. The record is from RefSeq and is a predicted model, not a curated record. NCBI's taxonomy places the organism in Eukaryota, Metazoa, Chordata, Chondrichthyes, Orectolobiformes, Hemiscylliidae. Gene Ontology annotation, biological process: protein dephosphorylation. Gene Ontology annotation, molecular function: magnesium ion binding; protein serine/threonine phosphatase activity; manganese ion binding.
CAGUUGUGAUCUGGGAGUAUGUUACCGUGAUUAGGUCGGUCAGGCGGGCGAUGCGUCGGCAUCUUGUUGUUAUAGAGAGGGACUCUGCUUCGUGGUGAAUGUGUUCACGGUGAAGGCCGUUGUGUUGUCUGGCUGAGGGUUGUGCUGAGCAUAUUGGCUGAAAAUGGGAGCGUUUCUGGAUAAGCCAAAGAUGGAAAAGCAUAAUGCCAGUGGUGCAGGAAAUGACCUACAUUAUGGACUGAGCAGCAUGCAAGGUUGGCGAAUUGAGAUGGAGGAUGCACAUACAGCUGUCAUUGGACUACCACAUGGACUUGAAGCAUGGUCUUUCUUUGCAGUCUAUGAUGGGCAUGCUGGAUCCCAAGUUGCCAGAUAUUGCUGUGAGCAUUUGUUAGAUCACAUCACCAACACCCAGGAUUUCAAAGUUACUGAUGGCAUGACUGAACCUACGGUUGAGAAAGUAAAAAGUGGAAUCCGAACAGGUUUCUUGCAGAUAGAUGAGCAUAUGCGAACAAUCUCUGAGAAGCGCCAUGGUUCAGACAGAAGUGGGUCAACGGCAGUGGGUGUCAUGGUUUCACCCAAGCAUAUUUACUUUAUCAACUGUGGAGACUCUCGAGGUUUGCUUUGUCGGAAUGGCAAGGUUCAUUUCUUCACGCAAGAUCAUAAACCAAGUAACCCACAGGAGAAAGAACGGAUCCAGAAUGCUGGUGGCUCAGUCAUGAUUCAGCGUGUGAAUGGUUCCCUUGCUGUUUCAAGGGCUCUUGGAGACUUUGAUUACAAGUGUGUCCAUGGGAAGGGUCCAACAGAGCAGCUUGUCUCACCAGAACCUGAGGUUUAUGAAAUUGAGAGAACAGCGGAUGAUCAGUUUAUUAUCCUAGCGUGUGAUGGUAUUUGGGAUGUCAUGGGGAAUGAAGAGAUCUGUGAAUUUGUUAAAUCCAGACUAGAAGUUAGCAAUGAUCUUGAGAAAGUGUGUAACCAGAUUGUUGACACGUGCUUGUACAAGGGGAGUCGAGACAACAUGAGUGUCGUGUUGAUUUGCUUUCCAAAUGCACCAAAGGUAUCACCUGAAGCAGUGAAGAGAGAGGCUGAGCUGGACAACUAUCUGGAGAACAAAGUGGAAGAAAUCUUUGAGAAGCAGGGUGCUGAGGGGGUACCAGGUCUAGUCCAGGUGAUGCGUGCUUUGUCGUCGGAGAGCAUCCCAAACCUCCCACCAGGAGGUGAACUAGCCAGCAAGCAGAGUGUUGUUGAAGCAGUUUACAAUAGACUGAGUCCCUACCAGGCUGACACAGAACCUUCAUCUCCUGAUGAUAUGUGGUAACAGCUGACCAGGAGCUUGCAUAUAUCCACAAUCAAGGCCAUCGCAUAUCUGCGAAUCAGAAGUCUGCAAAACAUUGUUGAUGUUGCGAAGGAAAUUCAACAAGGGUGUGAAUACAAUACCGGAAUUCAGUAACCAGCAAUGAUUCACCUAAGAUCUGAUUUAUUUACGGUGGCUGAAAAUACGAAGAUCGAAUUAUUUCCACUAUAAAUUGGGCAUUGUUUACUUUAAUUUUAUUGACUGAUUAAAAGUGCAAUUCUGUUUUAUUUCAAGAAAAACCUUCUAUUUAAUGGAAUAUGACCUCCUUGCAAAAUGUACUGGGUAGAAAAACUGACCAAUAUUCCCUGGUAAAGAAUUUGCAGUAGAAGUGGUUUAUCAAAAGUAAAAUCCUCUUCAUGGAAUUUUUGUUCCUAUGUUUAAAUUGAGCCUUGGGUAAACUAUUCUUCUAAUUAUGUCCCAAUAACUGAGAUUAUGAAUGCUCUGUAAAAUUUUAAUUUGGAUUUGGCAGGCCAAGAUGUGAGUAUGUCACAGAUUAAACUUGAAUGAUAGCAUUCACAUUAUUGUCGGCAUUUUAAAAGCUGACUUUGCAGUGCUGGUGCAAGUGAUUUAUUGGGAAUUAUAUAAUGCCCUGUCUCUUAUUUUGAAAAAUUCUAGCUAAGGAUUUACACUAUUAAAUGGCCCUGUAUUCUUGCUGUUAAAUAAAACAUCCACCAGAUUCUAGAUUUUCUCGCCAUUGUACUCAACAGCUAGUUAUAAUUAUACAUUUUAAUGCUGCCUUUCCAGUUCCAAAAAUUAGUGUUCCUUAUUUAUCUUCCUGGGUUUAUACCUUUGUUUAUGUAUCAUCAGCUGGACAGACAGGUGAGCAGACCACAUGUAUUUAAGUUGUAUUGCUGUGUCAUCCAGUAGAUGUGUUGUCUGUCAUGGUGAAGACCAUUAGGUUAGGUUUUUUCCACCCAGAAGAUGGCAACCUUUCACUGACUCAUUCCGCUUAAACAAAUCACCACGAAUGAUGCUAGAUUCUUCUUCCAGCAUUGGAAUGGAAGUUUGUGAUCACAGAUAGGUGGUGAGUUGCAUUAUUGUCAGGAUUUGAAGCACCAAAAUACUUCCACCAUUGAUAGCAUAUAGAAACUUUGCAUAUGAUCUGUACUCAGUCAAACCUUUUACUUGUUCCUUUUCAGCUGUGUGUGAAUGAUAUAAUAGGUAGAAUUCCUUCCUAAAAUCAUGAAUAAGAGAUAUGGAUGCAUUAUUGUAAUUCAUUAGCAAUUUUUAUUUCUUUUUUGAUAUUCGACAAUCUGUGGCAUUAUAUAAUAACCUCUAAAUGUAUUCUUCGAGGAUAAAUAAUGCAUUUCAGGAUUAAAUUGGCCUAACACUUUAUUCCAAGUGAUUCAAAUGUGCAAAUUUUUCAAAAUGAAUUUUGAAUAUUUGCUAAUAAGAUUACUUUCUCAUUGGACUAAAUAUUUCAUUCAUUAGAGUUAACAGUGGAGAAUUAAACAUAAAAAUGAGGUCUAUUGCAGGGUGGGAAAGUUUUAUUUAAUGUAUGUUCAAAAUAUGUGGAUUAAUGGUACAGCGUUAGAUCUACAUGUUGAGUAGGAUUAGUUUCAUGGAAAAGGAAUUGGUUGUGACACUGGAUCAGGUUUCCUUAUACCACUGUGACCAGACAGCUUGAUAUAAGAGAUUAUUGAAUGAGCUUCCAGCUGUUUCAUGUUCUGAAAUAAAAAAAGUAGCUUGUGACAUUGGAUUUUCUUUUAAUCUCAUCAGAGCAAGAAUUUUGUUUUCUCCAUCAUGGUUUAAAAUUGCAUUGUACAGAACUUCAGUAGAAUGGAAAUCUAGUCAUAAUAAAUUGAUGCUUUUUAAUGGUUUUUGGCAUAGUGCUAUCUGGCUACAAAACAGAUUCCAUUUUGAAGACAAUGCCCAAAAGUUCUUUUUAAUUACACUAGCUAUAAUUCCCAACCCAAAUGCAAAAAAAAGAGUAAAAUGUUCUAGCUAAUGAAGCAACAUAUGUUUGCUUGUUUGUUGCUACUUCACAAUACUUUUCAUGUAGUUUAAAAUCUGAAGUUGCUUUAGGAGCAACUUUACUUAAAUUUUCUCCCAUAUUUGCUCUCUAGUAUAAUUCUGUUGUGCAGACCUGACUUAAUAAAUUUAUCAUUGAGCAAGGUGAAUUUCAACAGGAAGUUGAGCUCCAAUAUUCCAGUUCUCUGGCUGAGACAUGGAAUUCACUGCUAUGCCUUUUGAACAACCAGUAUAAUUUAAGGAAAAAAAGAACCAGGCACAAUUAUGUGACAUUUUACAGGGUAGCAUUAUGAAUUCUAACCCAUCUCUCCAUUUUUUAAAAAAAAUCUGCAGUUAUAAACUAGAAUAUUGAGAUGGUUUUUGAAAUAUCAUCAAAUGGAUCUUGUGUGGAAAAUGAUUAAGUUAUGUAUUAAUGUACAAGAUUAAUAAACUUACAAAUUUAAAGUGUGCCCUUAAUAGUCAGUACUUGUGAUUUUAAGUAAAGAUUGCUUUUUACAAUCCAUAAUGAAAUUUACAUUACUGGCAAAAUAGUAUGUUGACUAAUUUUAUGAAGAACAUUAUUCCCAAGUGCAUUUUCUAAUUUGAAUUGUUUGAAAGGAAUACUUGUGCUCAAGACAGUUGACUGCAAAUUUUAUGCAAAUUUAAAUUUACAUUAAAUGAAGAAUAUAUUUUAGGUAAUUUUUGAGUGGGGCUGACCAGAAAACUUGCAAAUGACGAGUUAUGGAAAUUCUGAUUAGCUUUAAAUGUAGAUAUUCAAAUGAUUACUGGACUGUUCAUGGUCUGUUUUCCAUUGAAUGUCUGUUAUAUUUUAAAUAAAAUUUAUUUUAAUAUAUUUUGGAUAAUUGCUUAGAAAUACAAGUUCCAUUGGACUAUCAUAAUGACCAAAUUGCAUAAUUAGUUCAGUACAGAAGUGUUGGAGAAAUGGGUGAAAUGUAAGAGGGCAAUUCGGUUCUAAAAUUGGCUCAUCCUUCAUGUUAGUUUUGUGAACAAGCAUCAAUUUAAUCUGAAGCAUUUAUUGUCUUUUGUAUAAAUUGUCAAGUGCACAUUUACUUUACCCAUCAUUGUGGAAUGAUGUCAGAUAAAUGAACUUUCCCACCCACUGUUGCUUAUGCUAUGUGUCAGAAAAUGUAACUGUAAUCAAACCAGUUUGCCUUACUUUGUUCUAGAAUAGCAUUUGUCCCAGCACAUUGCAAAAGAAGGGAUUAUAUGCCGCUUUAGUCUAAAAUUUGCUGUGCCUAUAUUGGAAGAAAACCUUUUGAAUUACCAUAGAUAUUCAUCCUCUACAGAAAUAUUGAUUGUUUAUGAUGUUUGUUAUCAGGUUGCAUCUACAUACUGCUGGACUUCACUUACAAUCGAUAUAUAUUUUUACAGAUCAAAAAUAAUGGCAUUGGAAAAUAUUUUAAUUUCGCAUAGAAAUAAUUCCACUAUCAGUGAGAAGUAAUUUAAAUUUUAUAUUCAGUUUAUCUCACACUAGAAUGUAUUGUUUGACGUGUAGAAUAUGUAACAAAAUUUGGUACAUUAUUGUUCAGAGCAAUUAAACUGUUAUUGGAAAUUGAUUGUGUUUACAGAAAGCUUGUUAAUUGUAUAUUUUGUAUUAUGUACUGAUCCCAACUCCAAAGGAAAUAGUGUGAAUUUAGUUCCUAACUGUGAGGUUGUUCUAUUCGUUUGGAGUCAGUUGAACAAAUUGCAUAUGCCUGUGUAUUGUUAUGUUUGCACACUGUGGUGGUUUUGAAAUACAUUUAUGGAUGAAGAUGCCAUUAAUUAAAGUGUCAGGCUAUUGCAUAAUAUUUUUGUGUUUUUACCAGAAUUGAAUCAUGAACAUUGCAUGAAUGUGCAGAUGAAUUGUUUUUGUUUGUGGUAUGGAACCUUCAAAGACUGUUUGUUUAAACUAGGCAGAAGUUUUAAAUUAUGCCUGUAGAAAAUCUACUCAUUCUUCAUCUGAAUUUAAAGCAAAGUGUGCAAAACAUUUUGGUACUUUAAAAAAAAAAUAAUGAAUGGAAAGAUUAACUGUAUGGUUUAGACUAGUUCUUUGGUUUUCAAUAUACCACAGCAUGCAAUAAUAUUUUGUUAUUCAUGAGCUCUCCAUUCUCAGUGCAGGAACUGGAGGAUAAGCCAACUUGAAAGGAAGAAAAGUUGCAGUCACAAUAGGCAGUGUUCUGAGGCACCUCAAUUAGUGAAUCAAGAGCAAUCAUAGAUUUUGGUGUAUAUGGCCUGGCUGUACUUUAUUGGUAGUGGUUUAUGACCAAAGGUGCAUAAUUUCUUUUAGGUAAUUAUAACUUUAACAUGCAAAUCAUAAGAUCUGUUGUUGGCAUUUUGCUUGUAAUGGCUAUCAGCAUGCAAAUUGUUGUCACUUGUGCACUGGUUCAAAUCUCAUUUUCCCAACUCAGCUGAUCAUGCUGCAUGAAAAGGGUAUGAAUCAACUGACUUGUAGCCAAUACCCAAUUGUUAAAUACAAAGAAGGAAUUAAAAAUGGGCAAUCAGCAGCAUGUACAUUUAAAAAAGGGAUGUAUUAAAUUAUGCAAAAUACUUUGUGGAAUACUUAAUGCUAUUUUUACUUUUGAGUUGAAAACUAGGCAGGUAUAUAACACUCAGAUUUUUACAUUUUAUUGUUUUAUCCAGUGACUAUCAAAUGCCAAGUUUCUAUCUGUAACACUUGGCAUUUUACUGAUAUGCCAUGCAAAUGUCUGUUACUAAAACAAAAAAUCAUGAUAUACCUUUAGCGUUUACAUUCAGAACACAUCAAAACCUGCUUUAAUUUUGUCUAUCUUCUGUAAAGUUAUUGAAACAAGAUGCUUCGAAAUAGAAUUUUUGAAUACAAGGGUCCAAAUCAGUGUUUUGCAUAUUUUGUUAUUGUACAUUCUUGUGACCAAUCUUUACUUGAUAGAUCAAAUGAAUUAAUUUUUGAAGUUCCACAAAUAAUUUUGAGCAAAUAAUUGGAAUACACAUGAGCCAAUUAAAUUUGGGUUUAUCUGCUGUCAUUGAUAAUAAUCAUUGGUUGUACUUCCUCUUUUUAGAACUGACUUCUAUGAUAAAUGUAGCCUGCAGCUUUUAAACCAAUUUCACUUUUGAUAUGUUAUAUCUCAUGUUUAUAACACUAAGAUUAUUUUUCAGUAGGUAAAGUCUGUUCAGCUUUAUCGAGUAGUGAAACACAGUAUUGCGUGGAUCUGCUUGUAGUGAUCAACAUGAUUUAAUCAUCGAACAGAAGAAUGCUUUUUCUAUUAAAAUACAUCAUUAAGUAAGAAAUCAACUUUUUUCCUAAGUAAUAUUGAAAAGUGUGCAUAUUACUAGCUCUUAUUGUGCAGCUGCAAUUGUCACAUUCAUUAAGGGACUGAACACAACUUGUGCAGGUGAAAGGAAAGCCGGUGAGUAGGGAAUGUCCUUGUGUGUGUCUUUGUAUUGCUCUAUAAAUGGUUACAGCAGCUGCUUCUACUUGAUUUUAUAUAAGCUACGAUGUUGGUAGUUUUUUCAAAUGUGGAUGGCAAUUGGAAUAAAAGUACUGAAUUUAAAACA